Molecule: messenger RNA, 946 nt
Organism: Lolium perenne
Lineage: Eukaryota; Viridiplantae; Streptophyta; Magnoliopsida; Poales; Poaceae
Source: RefSeq, a predicted model, not a curated record
UGCAGAAACAUCGACAGGACGCGGCGCCGGCGUAGCAAACGUACUAGUGGACUAGAGGGUAGCUAGCAUAUCUAUCGAUCCAUCGUCUCCUUUCACCCUUCGCUGUCGCCAUGAGGACCUCCGUGGUGCACGCGCCGGCCGGAACGGCGCUGCUGGGCCACCCGCUGGCGGUGCUGGCGGAGAGGCCGGCGCCGCGGCUGACGCGGCUGCUGGUGAACGUGACGGUGGAGCGGAGCCUGUGGCCGGUGCACGUCGUGCUGGCCGCCGACGCCACCGUGGCCGACCUCGCGCGCGCCGCCGUCGCCGCCUACGUCGCCGAGGCCCGCAGGCCGCCGCUCCCCGCCGACGCCAAAGACUUCGAAGCGGCCGCACGGUUCGAGCUGCAUCUCUCCAAGUACUCCCUCGACGCGCUGAACCCUGACGAGAAGGUGCUGGAUCUUGGGUCUCGCAAUUUCUUCCUCUGCGCCAGAAGAUUCUGAUGGAUUACCCUGUAGAAGACCAUGACCAGAUGCUUCUUCGGCAGGAGUAUCUCGCGCCGGCGCCUCCACAGUCCACAGUACGUCUCACCUUGAAGAGACGUAGAGAAGAUACGUGCCGCGCGCUUCAGCAUAGUUUCUACGACAUUGCAGGCCUGCAGCACCACAUAGCAAGACGAUGCGAAGAGAAUAAAAGAGCAUGAACAGAGAAACAUGACAACGAUGUGCUUAGUCCUUUUUGACACCGAAUCAGUUGAACUUGAACUGAACACGAAUGCAUGCUUUCGACAGGCAAGAAGAAAGAAGAGAGAACUUCCUUAUAGCUCGGUCGGUCGUGUGUGCUUGUCUUUUUAAACAAGUGAAUAAUUCUCACUCGAUCCAGAAUUAACUUUUAGUUUAGACAAACUGAAUCUCAGCUGUAUCAGUUUGAUCUAUUUUUUUCUCAGUUGCAACACAUGUUAAGCCUCCAA